CCAAAAUAUGGCUGUCGUCGAACCUUAUAUCGAUGAGCACCUUCAGCAUCUACAAGACACCAAUGGAAGAUGCCGACGUGAUGCAUCAGUUUUAUGGGCUAUGCAUUCUGAGAAUUUUGCAUCUUGGUUAAAACAGCAGAUACCAAUUGAUUCAGACAGACAUGGAGAAGUUCUAAAAUGGUUGGCUUACGGUCCACGUUAUAUGGCACGGUCAUAUACAGGUUACAUAGUGAAUGGUCAACGGUUUCAUACAAGUUUAGUUGAUAGGAAAAAUCAGAAUAGUGGGGUUUUCUAUGAGGCAACAGCAGUCUGUAGGGCUAGUGCGAAAGAUACUUCACAAGUGGUUGAUUUGGUAUCUUACUACGGCAGAGUGAUAGACAUCAUACUAUUAGAUUAUAAUGUUUUUUAUGUUCCUCUCUUCCGGUGUCACUGGGCAGUAAUGGGUAAUGGAGCUAAGAUAGAAGAUGGUUUCACACUAGUUAACAUGAAUCAUAGUCAAGUCUCUUUUUUAAAAGAUCCAUAUAUAUUAGCAUCGCAAGCAAAGCAGGUGUUUUACUUAAGGGAAGACGCAGAAUCAAGUUGGCAUGUUGUUAUGCAAGUUCCUUCAAGAAGAUAUAAUAAAGAUUUGGAUGAUGGAAUUGCAGACAUUGGACUAUUACCAGCAAAUGUGGACAUGGAUGUUCACAUGGAUGAAUCUGAAAAUGCCCGAACUGAUUGUGAAGGCAUAUUUGUCUGAAAUGGAGUCUGUUUGUCAUUUACAUUGUUGUUGUUUUAUUUGCUAUGUCUGAUGACUACUUGGUAAUUAUUUUAUUUUUAGUUGUGUUUGUUUGGCAUUCACAUUCUUGUUUUAUUUGCUACGUCUGUUGACUGCUUGGUAAUUGUUUGAUUUGUAUUUGUGUUUCCAUUUGCUAUAUAUCUGAUGACUGCUUCGUAAUUGUUUAA
Arabidopsis lyrata subsp. lyrata is the source of this 942-nucleotide messenger RNA. RefSeq lists its product as uncharacterized. Lineage: Eukaryota; Viridiplantae; Streptophyta; Magnoliopsida; Brassicales; Brassicaceae. The record is from RefSeq and is a predicted model, not a curated record. The coding region runs from base 8 to 736 and encodes 242 amino acids. The transcript is spliced from 3 exons.